GCGGCGGGAGGCCCCGGCGGCCCAGGCGCGGAGGGGGAGACGGUCCCAAGAUGGCGGCGCUGCAGGCGGAGCGCGGGUACGGGCUGUCCUGCGGCCGCCUCGGCCGCGGCACCCGCGUCUCCGUCUUCCACGUCAAGCUCACGGAGAGCGCCCUGCGCGCUUUCGAGAGCUACCAGGCCUGUAAGGAUGCUGUGACAUCAAAACCAGUAAUCCAGUUUCAAGGAAGCCAAGGGCACAUCGCUAUUCCAAGGCCUGAUCGACCCACGGAAGUGCGGACUUUCACAUUUUAUCUUUCAAAUAUUGGCAAGGACAGCCCACAAGGGAGUUUUGACUGUAUCCAGCAGUAUGUAUCUAGCAAUGGCAAUAUCCAUUUGGAUUGCCUGGGAAGCAUACAGGAUAAAAUCACCGUGUGUGCUACUGACGAUUCCUACCAGAAGGCAAGGCAAAGCAUGGCACAGGCCGAGGAGGAGACUCGCAGCCGGAGCGCUAUAGUCAUUAAACCUGGGGGGAGAUACGUAGGCAAAAAGGUUCAGGUGCGUAAACCUGCACCAGGAGCUUCCGAUGCUGUUCCCUCCAGGAAGCGUCCAACGCCAGUCAACCUUGCCAGUGCAAUAAAGAGAGGCAAUAGUGCGAUUUCUCAGAGACCCUUCAAAGACAGGGUUGUGCACUUACUGGCACUAAAGCCUUAUAAGAAACCUGAACUAAUUCUCAGAUUGCAGAAGGAUGGACUUUCUCAGCAGGACAAGGAUUUGCUGGACAACCUUCUGCAACAGGUGGCAAAUCUGAGUGCCAAGGACAGCACUUUCACGCUGAAGGAUUGCGUGUACAAAGAAGUGCAGAAGGACUGGCCUGGCUACUCAGAAGGAGAUCAGCAGUUGCUGAAGAGGAUACUUGUUCGGAAACUCUGUCAGCCACAGAACAGCAGCGGUUUUCAAGGAGAAGCGCCUUCCCUGAGUCCACCGAAAGACAACGUGAACUCCAGCUCUCCUCCUCAGAAACGAUCCCAACCCCUGGAGUUUAUCGAUCCCCUGGCCAACAAAAAGCCCAGGAUCUCGCAUUUGGCUCACAGAACUCAGCCCACUUUCAACGGGAAAUUGAAUUCCUCCAACGGGAAGGACGCCCCGACCCCAGCCCCUGCCCUGCCGCCGGCUCUCCCGGAGUCGGUGAGCUCCAGCUCCAGCCUCCCGGUGCUGGAGCUGCCCAGGCCUCACGAUCCCCUUUCGGAUGUCAGCAACGACCUGACUCACAACGGCAGAGACUGUGAGAACCCGGAGACGGCUGACAGACUGACUCAUCCUUUGCCGACAGACUGUCCCCAAACGAGCAAGCACAAUUGCAGCUCGUAUGUAAAAACCAAGAAAAAAUCCAAAAAGCACAAAGACAAGGAAAAGGAGAGAAAGGAGAAGAAAAAUGAAGAGAAAUGCAAAGAGGAGAAGCAGGACUGUGAAGUAAUAAAAAAUGCUGACUUAGUUAGUGUUCCCCAGGAACAGGUCACAGGUUUAAAUGGAACAUGCAAUAAUUCUAGUGUACCAACAUCAACUUCAGAAAUGCCAGAUUAUUUAUUAAAAUACGCGGCCAUUUCCUCUUCGGAGCAGCGUCAGAGUUACAAAAACGACUUCAAUGCAGAAUACAACGAGUACAGAGACUUGCACGCCCGGAUAGAGAGGAUAACUCGACGGUUUACGCAGUUAGACGCCAAGCUGAAGCAACUUUUGCAGGGCUCUGAAGAGUAUAAGACCAUCCAUGAUCAAAUUUUACAGGAAUAUCGGAAAAUUAAAAAGACUAACCCCAAUUACAGCCAAGAGAAGAACCGCUGCGAAUACCUCCACAACAAACUGGCUCAUAUUAAAAAACUGAUAGCAGAGUAUGACCAACAGCAGUUUUAGCUGGCACUAAUCCGGACUGGGUAGGGCAAAAAAAAAAAAGUCACCUGGACGUUACGUUCCCUUUUAUACAACUAGAUUCCUUUCAGAGACGGGCGUUAGUUCCUCGUGGUUGAAGAACUUGGGGAUUACUUACGAUGCCGGAUCUGUCAUGUCCGCGCCUGAGUCGGGUCGCAAGCCCAGAGCCCGGCGCGGUCCUCUUGAGUUUUAGCCUCUCUGAAUGUUGGAAUGUAACAAAUGAAACAAAAAAAAAAAAAGAAAAAAAAAAAAAAAAGAAAAAAAAGGAGAAAAAAAAAAAAAAGGAAAAAAUUAAUCUGCUUAUUUGAAGCCAGCAUUUGACACUUAAGGGAAAACUUACCUAAAGUGAAUGAAGCUCCCAAAGGUUAAGAAUCAGUAGUUUCAAUGGAUUAAAGUUUGGCAUGAAGUGUAAUUACCCCUGGCCCGGGUCCGCUGGGUUACAAAUUGUCCUUCAAAUGGUGAGGAACUGGAAUGCUGCUAGGUUACCUCCUUCUCUGGCACCUGCGACUGUUCAUAUGCAAGCUGUCUGCUCUCCAUGGCACCGCGUUAAAUACACCACGUACCCAGA
Messenger RNA from Chroicocephalus ridibundus (black-headed gull), 2469 nucleotides. RefSeq names its product elongation factor for RNA polymerase II (gene ELL). NCBI's taxonomy places the organism in Eukaryota, Metazoa, Chordata, Aves, Charadriiformes, Laridae. Gene Ontology annotation, cellular component: transcription elongation factor complex. Bases 51 to 1886 code for a protein of 611 amino acids. Gene Ontology annotation, biological process: positive regulation of transcription elongation by RNA polymerase II; transcription elongation by RNA polymerase II; snRNA transcription by RNA polymerase II. Gene Ontology annotation, molecular function: cis-regulatory region sequence-specific DNA binding. The record is from RefSeq and is a predicted model, not a curated record. The transcript has 12 exons.